ACUACUCGACGAGUACAUAACAUAAUUGGUGACGGGGAAAACUCUAAUAACUCACUCAGCAGCAUUACAUAACAGUUCUACAUUGACUGUACACUCUCUGUCUCCCAUACCUUCCUGAACAGCCCAGUUAGAGCCAUUGUGAGAGUCUCACCACCAUCUUUAAAAAGAGCCGGGCGCCUUAUGGCGUUUCAACACUCGGAGUUCCUUACGGACCCCCGCUUCGGUGGGUGGGUCGGUACUAACCGACCAAGGAGCACUGAGGCUAAUGACAGUAGACACUGAAGCUAAACUGCUUCCAGAAGUGCUCUGCCCAGCGUUCCAGGCGUCUUUUCAAGCUGGUAAUUGGCAUGCCAUCUGCCUCACAGACUGUCUCGCUGACACCUUGUUUCUUGCUGCCGGUGGCUCGGAUGAGUUGGAAGAGCUUCCGGCUGUUGCCAGAUGCAGCAGCUGACUCCAUCUCACACGCACGUUCUGACCACCAGGCUUCGCGGUCCUUACGUAAACACUGUCUAAUCUUUCGCGCGAGCGUCUUUCGCUUAUUGUUGUAUUCGCUGCCAGCCGGAAUGGACCGGCGUUCAUCCAGGAGUUGCAAGGCACUCGCAGAAACCCAGUGGUUUUUAGCGGAGAAUUCUUUCAAGCCGCAUGGCACCUUGCAGAUGGAGCCAAUGUUCAUCUAUACUACUUGGGGGGUUUCUGGCAAGCAUUGAUUGUAACUCAUUCUGAUAUUUCAAAGAAGUAGCAGGUGCUACUAGUUUGCUCACAUCAACGUUUAGACGACGGCUUUUAUGAACCCCACCAAAUCGCAAGACGAACUUGGCACACACUAACGCA
Trichobilharzia regenti is the source of this 831-nucleotide messenger RNA. The record is from the annotation of a GenBank genome assembly. NCBI's taxonomy places the organism in Eukaryota, Metazoa, Platyhelminthes, Trematoda, Strigeidida, Schistosomatidae.